AGUCCUGGAGGGUCCCUCCGGAGAAAGGAGGGAGGGAAUGGGCGGCGUCCGAGGCCUAGUCUGUCAUGGGGACGCUGGGAGGGAGGCCCGUGAGAGGCGGAGGCUUCGGCCUGGGCCUCCCCUGCGGGGAAGGGGACGCAGCAGUGACUGUUUUCUCUUUCUCCCCCGCAGGAGGACAGAGGAGCUCGGCGGGGGAAGGAAGUAGAGAGGAGGAGGAGGAGAGCGGCCCCGCGGAGCAGCCCUGCCCGGCGCGGCUUGCCCGGGGGACGGCGGAGAAAGGCCGGGAAGCCCCGGGGCUGCAGGAGGGAUGAGCCCAGGGAGACCCCGGGAAAGGCGGCUGCCCGGAGGGCGAUGCGGGAAGAAGGAAACGGGCGGAGACCCCGAGACGGUCCUGGAGGGCGGAGAGUCCUUCGAAAGACCCGGGAAUCCCCAGAGGAUCCAGGAGGGACGAAAGAGAUAUCAGUGCCCGGAAUGUGAAAAAUCCUUCAAAACAAAUUCACAUCUUAAAAGCCAUCUAAGCAUCCACACAGCAGAGAAGAAAUACGAAUGCCCGGAAUGUGAAAAAUCCUUCAGAAGAAACGACCAUCUUCAAAGGCAUCUAAGGAUCCACUCCGGAGAGAAGCCUCAUAAGUGCCUGGAGUGUGGAAAGUGCUUCCCUCAGACAGGCAACCUUUAUAUACAUCAAAGGAUCCACACAGGAGAAAAACCUCACAAAUGCCUGGAGUGUGGAAAGAGCUUCAGUCAGACCAGCAGCCUUUAUAGACACGAAGGGAUCCACUCGGGAGAGAAACCUCAUAAAUGCCUAGAAUGUGGAAAGAGCUUCAGUCAGUUGGGAAACCUUUAUCGACAUCAAUGGAUGCAUUCGGGAGAGAAACCGUACAAGUGCCAGGAGUGUGGAAAGAGAUUCAGUUUGAAGCAAUACCUUUAUAAACAUCAAAGGAUCCACUCUGGAGAGAAACCAAAUCAAUGCUUGGAGGGUGGAGAGUCCUUCGGAAGACUCUGGAAUCCCCAACGAAUCCAGAAGAGAGAGAGGAUUCACAAAUGCCCGGAAUGCGAAAAAUCCUUCAAAAGAAACGACCAUCUUCAAAGGCAUCUAAGAACUCACUCAGGAGAGAAACCAUAUACAUGCCUGGAAUGUGGAAAGAGCUUCAGUCAGAGGAGUCACCUUCAUGUACAUCAAAUGAUCCACUGGAGAGAGAAACCGAAUAAAUGCCUGGAGGGUGGAGAGUCCUUUGGACGACCCAGGAUUCCCCAAAGGAUCCAUGAGGGAGAAAAGAAAUAUCAAUGCCCGGAAUGUGAAAAAUCAUUCAAAAGAAAUAGAGAACUUCAAAGGCAUUUAAGGAUCCACUCAGGAGAGAAACCUUAUAAAUGCUUUGAGUGUGGAAAGAACUUCCGUGACAGGAGCACCCAUGAUAAACAUCAAAGAAUCCACAGAGGAGAAAAACCUUAUAAAUGCUUUGAGUGUGGAAAGAGCUUCACUCAGACGGGCAACCUUUAUACACAUCAAAGAAUCCACACAGGAGAAAAACCUCAUAAAUGCCUGGAGUGUGGAAAGAACUUUGGAGAUAGCAGCACCCUUUAUAGACAUCGAAGGAUCCACUCGGGAGAAAAACCUCAUAAAUGCCUGGAGUGUGGAAAGAGCUUCCAUCAAAGGGGACAUCUUUAUAGACAUCAAAGGAUCCACUCAGGAGAGAAACCUUAUAAGUGCCUGGAGUGUGGAAAGAGCUUCAGUCAUAGCUGCAGCCUUUAUAGACAUCAAAGAAUCCACUCGGAAUAAAUGCCUGGAGGGAGGAAGGUCCUUCGGAAGACAUUGGAAUCCCCAAAGGAUCCAUGUGGGAGAAAAGAAAUAUCAAUGCCCGGAAUGUGAAAAAUCCUUUAAAAGAGAUAGAGAACUUCAAAGACAUCUAUGGAUCCACUCGAGAGAAAAGGAAUACAACUGACCAGAAAGUAAAAAAUAAUGGAAAUCUGGAAAACCAUCUAAAGAUCCACUUAGGAGAGAAACAAUUUAAAUGCUAGGAGUGUGGAAUGAGUUUCAAUUAUAGGAGCAGCUUUAGUAGAUAUCUAAAGAUCCACUCAGGAGAAAAAAUGUAAUAAAUGCCUGGAGGGUGGAAAGUGCUUCGGUCAGAAGAGCAGCCUUUAUUAGACAUCAAAGACUCCAUUUACAAAAACCCUACCAAUGCGGGGAAUGU
This is a messenger RNA of Notechis scutatus (mainland tiger snake), 2189 nucleotides long. RefSeq lists its product as uncharacterized. Gene Ontology annotation, biological process: regulation of DNA-templated transcription. Gene Ontology annotation, molecular function: RNA polymerase II cis-regulatory region sequence-specific DNA binding; DNA-binding transcription factor activity, RNA polymerase II-specific. The record is from RefSeq and is a predicted model, not a curated record. Lineage: Eukaryota; Metazoa; Chordata; Lepidosauria; Squamata; Elapidae.